AUGGACGGGAAACGCGAAGAUGUCUCGCGGGCGUCGCCGGCCGUCGCGGCCUCGGCGCGUGGCGACGAGGGAAAAAACUCCGCCACAAAUGGAGUUAAAGUCGAAUCUCAGAUGUAUCAACAGUUGAGGAAGCUCAUCAACGUCGUGGACGAACUCAGAGAUGUCGGCCUUCAGCAGUUUAUCCAGUUGCCGAGGAUCUGUGUCGUGGGGACACAGUCCGCAGGCAAGAGCUCGGUCUUGGAAGCUAUCGUCGGUUUGGACUUUUUACCACGUGGCGAUGGAGUUGUCACACGGCGGCCUCUCGAACUGCGUCUCGUUCAUCUCUCCGAGGCGGAGCAUGAUUUGAACGAGGCAUACGCGGUUUUUGAGAACGACAAAGGGAGGAAGAUUCGCGACUUUGAACAAGUUCGACAAGAAAUUGACCGCUUGACAGACCAAGUGGCUGGCAAAAACAAAGGCAUCAUCGACAGCCCAAUCGUUCUCACGAUUUACGCGACGCAGUGCCCCGACCUCUCUCUCAUCGAUCUCCCGGGAAUCACGCGCGUGCCGCUCAAAGGCUCUGAUCAGUCCGAAGACAUCGAGAUGCUGACGCGACAAAUGGCCCUUCGAUACGCUUCGGAUCCCCGGACAAUCAUUCUCGCGGUUAUUCCCGCGAACGUCGACAUGUCCACCUCGGACGCGCUUCAGAUGUCGCGGCGCGUCGACCCUCGCGGCGUGCGAACCAUUGGAGUCAUCACAAAAAUCGAUUUAAUGGACCGAGGAACAGAUGCCGCCAAGAUGCUGAUGGGAGAAGAAAUUCCGCUGAGACUGGGCUACACCGGGGUGCGCAACAGAUCUCAAGCAGAUAUCCGAGAAGGGAAGUCUGUGCGCGAGUGCCUGGAAGAAGAAAAGACGUAUUUCGCGACGCAUCCGACGUACCGUCUCUUGCCGCCGCAUCUCGUCGGGGUUCACUCCCUCGUGGACAAACUUACCAAAGUCCUGUUCCGCCACAUCAAAAAUUUCCUUCCCGAAAUUAAACGCGAAAUCGCGAGCAAAACGCGAGUCGUCCUCGACCGCCUGCAGGAACUCGGCGAGGGAGUGCCGCUGGAGCCGUCGGAGCGGGCGCAGCUGCUGUGGACGGCCAUCACAGACUACGUUGAGAUUUUCAAAAACACCAUCCGAGGGAAAUACGACAAACGCCUUCAGAUGUACUUUGACCACCAGAAGGAUAUCACCGGCGGCAGUCAGAUUCGCACGAUUUUCAACGAGUUGUUGGAGGAGUUUAACGACAGGAAAGUGACAGAAGACAUCAGCGACUACGAGAUCGACGUGGCUAUUCGUCUCCACGAGGGCGACUCUCUCCCCGGUUUCCCGUCUCCGGACACGUUUGAGUAUUUGAUUCUUCCGUACUUGAAGCGAAUCCAGUCGCCAGUUAUGGAGUGUCUGGAUCGCGUGUCGCAAACUCUGGAGCUCCUGAGUCAGAAGAUUGCGAAUCGGGUGUUUGGGCGUUUCCCGGCGUUGGCCGAGAAGGUUCUGGAGAUGUCGCAGGAGAUUCUGAUUCGGGAACGCGACCACACGAAGGCGAUUCUGCAGCAGAUCGUGGACGCAGAGACGGGCUAUCUGUUCACGAACGACGCAAAGUACCUCUCGGAGCACGGAAGCAUGAUCAGUCAGGAGUCGCCAGAACAAGUCCCGGGAGCGUACGCCCAACAGGGCACAGGCGCCGUGCAGCUCUACGGGGCGGACGGCCGCCCCGUUCAGUUGGGCCCCGACGGGAAACCGAUCCCCCCGCCAACGCAUGCAGAGCGCGCGCAGCAAAUGCUCUCGAGCAUGCAGCAAAGCGUGACGACAAUGUGGGCGCAGGGCGGCCGCGAGAAGAAGAAAACCGUCUACAGCGAGCAGUUCAUUCGCGAGAUCCGCCGCCGCCUGGACUCCUACUUCGCCCUCGUCCUGCGCAACGUCCGGGAUUCCGUCCCGAAGACGAUUGGUUUCUUUUUGGUUCGCCAACUGCAAGAAAAGCUCCAGUUUGAAAUUUACAACCAACUCAACGACGAGACGCAGUUCUCCGCUCUUCUGGGCGAGCCUCCUCACAUCAUGGAGGAGCGCCGGGCGUUGAUGUCUCAGCUCCAGACUCUGAAGCGCGCGUCGGCAGUUUUGCAGCGAGAUCCGACGAUUGCGGCUCUGAAUCUGGACUCCGUGGACGAGAACUUUGACCGGGAUCUCCGCGACUUGCAGCGAGACGCGAGCAGUCGAGCGCUACCCAAUCUCCAGUCCUUCUCCGCACCGAGCGGGGGAAGUGCAGGCGACGGCCGCGGCCAGAUGUUCGGGGGCGGCAUCCAGCAGAGACCAGACGGCGCAGUCAACGGCGCGUACAUGGGUAGCUCCCAGAGACCCAACGGACACGCCACGUCUUCAGCUUCGCCUACAGCUCCUGGGUCUAACGCGAGCGACGCGGGCAGUUUCUCGCCGGUAACGGGCGGCAUGGUUGCGGCGGGUUCUCUUCCCGACAAGACGCGCACGCUCGUCUCAUCAGGUGUUUUCGGAGACCAAAAAGGCGCCUCGGCGUCUGCAGCCAAGCACGUCUUUGAAAAAGUUAAAUUCCAGGCGGCGAACAAUCCCCUCUUCAGCGACUGA
Molecule: messenger RNA, 2613 nt
Organism: Neospora caninum
Lineage: Eukaryota; Apicomplexa; Conoidasida; Eucoccidiorida; Sarcocystidae
Product: putative dynamin-like protein
Exons: 17
Coding region: 1-2613 (870 amino acids)
Cellular component (GO): cytoplasm; microtubule; membrane
Molecular function (GO): GTP binding; GTPase activity; microtubule binding
Source: RefSeq, a predicted model, not a curated record